Molecule: messenger RNA, 4069 nt
Organism: Dunckerocampus dactyliophorus (ringed pipefish)
Lineage: Eukaryota; Metazoa; Chordata; Actinopteri; Syngnathiformes; Syngnathidae
Product: NGFI-A-binding protein 1-like
Exons: 8
Coding region: 390-1877 (495 amino acids)
Biological process (GO): negative regulation of DNA-templated transcription
Cellular component (GO): nucleus
Molecular function (GO): transcription coregulator activity; transcription factor binding
Source: RefSeq, a predicted model, not a curated record
UGCGCAGGGGAGUGGAGACGGGCUGAGAGAGGACUCAAACACGCACACGUUUCACACGCACAAAACGCGCGCAACACACACUCAGAGGAAAAAGGGGCGCUCAGAAGUCGUUUUUUUUAUUCCUUCGCCUUUUGCUUCUCUUGCCGGCAGGAAGAGGAAAAGUUUCCAGAGGAGGUUCAGACACAAGAGCUGCGCUACGUUUGAGCCAACGCAGGAAUUGCCUUUUUUUGUUUUCUUUCUGUUCCAACUGGAAAGAAUCUUUACAUUCAUCUGUUGCUUUUCCACGCACGCUGCGGGAACUCUCGAAUCUUGCAGAUUCCCAGCCAGUCUUUGUGCUGAGGAGGAAUAGGAAAGGAGCGCUGACCAAAGAGGCCAAAUACACAGCAGUUAUGGCAGCGGUCUUGCCGAGAACGCUGGGCGAACUGCAGCUCUACCGGAUCCUGCAGCGAGCCAACCUUCUCUACUACUACGAAGCCUUCAUCCAGCAGGGCGGCGAUGAUGUGCAGCAGCUGUGCGAGGCCGGCGAGGAGGAGUUCCUGGAGAUCAUGGCGCUAGUCGGUAUGGCCAGCAAGCCGCUGCACGUACGGCGUUUGCAGAAAGCGCUACGCGACUGGGUCACCAACCCAGCCAUCUUCAACCAGCCUCUCACCUCGCUGCCGGUCUGCAGCAUCCCUGUCUACAAGCUGCCUGAGGGCUCGCCAACACUGUUGGGUUCCCAGGACCGGGCGAACACAUCCAGCACCAAGAUUCCCAAAGCUGUCGCCACCUGCUCUGACACAGGAAAGCUGGACGUGACUCGGGACAAAGUGUCCGUAGGCUCUCCUCUUCAGGGCAACAGUGAAGCUCGGUUUUGGUCGGGACACAGCAACGAUAGCGAGCACAGCCUUUCACCCUCUGACCUCGGCUCUCCGUCCUCGCCUAGGGACGGGAUGGAGGUUCUGGAUGCGGCUGCUGUGCAGUCGGUUCUAGAGUGUGUAGACAGGAUGGCACCAGGGCUCGCCAAGGCGGACGUUGCUGACAUCAAAGAGCAGCUCAAGAGCAACAAGAAACUGGCAAAGAUGAUCGGACACAUUUUUGACCUGAGCGACGAUGACCCACGGAGGGAGGAGGAGAUUCGCAAAUACAGCGCCAUCUACGGACGCUUUGAUUCAAAGAGGAGGGACGGCAAACACCUGACGCUCCACGAGCUGACAGUGAACGAGGCAGCAGCGCAGCUGUGCAUGAGGGACACGGCCCUGCUGACCCGCCGAGACGAGCUGUUUGGACUUGCUCGGCAGAUCUCCAGAGAGGUCACCUAUAAGUACACCUACCGCACCAGCAAGACUCGCUGUGGAGAUGAGCCAUCUCCUAAAAGAAUUAAAACUGAGGAGAACUUCUUUGACAUCCAGGAGGCACUGCAGGCCAUUCACAUGAGGCAGGAGAUGCUGAGGGAGCAGCUGGCCUGCGCCAAGUCCAAAGGAGAUGAAAGCAUUGGUCGCAAUCUGCAGAUGCAAUUGGAGCGUCUGCUGGCAAGGCAGAUGGAAAUCCUGCAGGACGCCGCAGUGCAGGAGCGACUGCAGGCUCUGGACUGGAGGAUACCCCCUGCUGCCUUAAAGUAUCUCACUGAUGCCCAGAACACCAACGGGGCCGCCAGUGACACCAGCAGGGAGACCCAAGAUGAGCGACCCAUGAACUUGCGGAUUGUGAGUCAAACCAUGCAGGAAGGUGACCUCCCAUUGGGCAAGCAGCUGGCCAACGAGCUCAAACGUCAUCACAACCACAAUAACAGCAGCACAGAAGAGACCAAAACAGCAGCAACGGAAAACGGGAUUUCACAGCGGGCGUCCAGCAGCACAGAUAAAAAGACCAUCAAGUCAGAACCCGAAGACUCCACAUAGUGCCUCCUGCUUGCUCUACCCCCUCGUCUCAUCUUAGUAUGCAGUAUUCAGCCGUCACUAGAAACUAAGCAAGUACAGCCACAGUAGAGCCUUAACAACCAAUGUUGCCUCAUGAAGAGCAUUUAUUUUUUUCCUUGAGUUUGUCUUGGUGUCAGUGCCAAUGCAUCAAGAGAGCGCGAAGACAUGCCCCCUCAGUGCUUGGCAGGUCUCGACUAGAAGUACAUUUGGACACACUUACCUCUCUGAAUGGUUCAUUUUUUAUUUUGGAUUUUUUGCUCUGCCUCUGUCCUUCUCCCAAAUCCCAAAUUAGCGUCUGCAUUUAUGCUGAAAAGUCAUAGGUACUGUCGGGAGUUUGGGCCCAGUCCCUAGCAGCAGGUUCCUUUGCUUUAUGGUUGGGACGACUCCACCUCUCUCCGCUCUUGUCUUGUGUAUAUUUAUGGGAGGUCUUUCCAGGUCUUUUUUUUUUGCGAGGGUCCAGGAACUGCUUCAUGACACACUGCUGGUGACCCAGAACCACACAUCUGCAAAGAGAAUAUCCCAGGACUGAAGAUGUGACAUUCUCACCUUCAGGCUGUGUGCGUGUUUGAGUGUGUAUGUGUGUGUCCUUGCAGAGUGUAAAUACUGUAGUUCUGUGAUAACAAAUACCCUAAUCUCAACCAGGGUUCUGCUCUGUCAUGUGUAACUUUGCUGUAAUCGUGUGUGUCGAUAGUGUUCAUGUGCAUAAAAAAAGAACUUAGAUGGAAAAAAUCCAACGGUGUGAAAGUGUGUGGUAUAUGAGAUGCUUUACACCACAACACCGAUGAUGUUGACUAGCCAGCUGUUAAUGCAUAUUUCAUAUGUGAGUUGCUGUUUAGCUGUAGAAACAUUGCAAGUGUCCUGUGUGUCCUGACAAGUUGGUCCAACUCUCCUCCCCCUUUCCCAUUCAGUGGCAGACCAAUGCAAUAUACAGUAUACGUGACUAACAUGUAUUGUGUAGACAUGUACGAUUGUUUUGUGACUGUAUGUUUGUCCUCCACGUAAUGUUGUCUGAACGUGCAGCACACUGUAUUUGUAUUUAAAGGUUUCUUUCAUGGAGUUCAUUGUUGUGUUCAAGCAGCCAACUCGUGAAGACUUGUGAUGAUGUUGUAAUGUUUUGAGUCGAGCCCCAACCCCACCCCCACCAACCCCCGCAGCAGGAGGCCUUGUCGGCCUCUCCUCACAGUCUCUAAAGUGAUAGAUUAGGCUCCACCUAGUUAUGCACCUGUUUUUUUAAACACUAAUAUAUUUUAUUUGCUAUACAGCACAUAACAUUAAAUUGUAUUUUUUGAACCCUAUUGUGAUGCCUGCUCUAUGGUCAGUGUCUGCUUCCACGAGUUGCCAUAUCUGCUCUUUUUUCCGAUUCCCCUCAUUCUAGCUGGUCUAGAAUGUGCUAUGGUGCAUUGGGUCUACAUAUGUGCUGCAGAAAACUAUCCACCUUCACUUAAUUGGUCCAAAAAUGAAUAUUCUCUGCAAAGAAUAUAUCUGCAUGAAUGAACACGCAACUUUAGCAGCAUUUUACGAAGCGUGCCACAUACAUGCUCGGAAGCCGGAAGCACUCCCAGCAUGCCUUGCAGCACCUUUUUGUAAAUAGCUGCUUAGGGUACAUGACAUAGUUGUUUAUUAUUCUCCACGAGGGGUAUGUAGUUGCUGUGUGUCGGUGUUAUCUACCUGUUGUGUGUUUAAUUUGCUGUGUGAUGGUUACGGAGUUCUUUUUUUUAUGACACCAUGAGUCAGAGUUUUACAGUAUGUUGAGUAAUGACCUCCUGCCGUUUCCGGUGUGCUGGCACGCUCAUUGGAGGCCUGUGUAGACUACUGCUUGCCCAAAUGAAGUGCAGCUUUCUUUGUCUUGGGCAACUCAAGCACGCCAUAUUUUUUUUUUUACCUGUAUUUAUAGUGUAAUACAGCUCAGGCUUGUUUGUUGGUGUUUGUUGUUUGUUGACUUGAUUCAUCCCAGACUCUACCUCUAGCACACCCCAGGUACAUUGAGUUUGAGACAGGCAGAACAAUGAAAAGCUAUUCUACUCGAUAGCAGGAGGUACAUAAUUAGCCUGUGGAGCCACCUGUUGCUAUUCAUUUAUUUGGUGGUGUGCCGUUUACAGGUGUGAUGGUGUUGUUAGCCAUGCACAAGAACAGGGGCACCACCAGGAAUUUUAGACCCCAUUAAAAAAAAAAUU